UUUAUUCUUGUAAGAGGGGGUGAUUUUGGUUAGUUUCAUUAUUUUCCCUUGUCUUAGCAAACUAGCGCUCUCUAGUCAAACAGUAUAGCACCAUUUGUAUACAUUUUUAAUUCAACAGCCCGGGUGUUUUUGCACAGUGAAUCUUCUACAAGUGUAGGACUUGUUGAAACGACGCUGCGCCGCAAAAAGAAAUUCCCGUCACAGUUUCAUUUUCACUUUGAGCAUAUAAAACCGAGAACUCGCACUGCGUGACUCUGCAGCCUUAAACGUAAAGGCAGCUCGUCGUUUGUAGAUUUUAAGGCAGAUCGCUGUACUUAACUGGUUCGUUCUCAGUCACUCUGGAGAGCCAGGUCAGAUCGGCCUAUUCCUGACCAUUAGGCUUAAAUAUGAAAAACACCUAUAAGUUUCUUCCUGCUUUGAGCUGACGCUGCUGGCAAAGGCCGCCUUCCAGCAUGGGAGACAGGCGUUCACCUACUGCCUACCUGUCCGAGCCCUCACACUUCCUCCUCCCAACAGCCCUCAACUCUCCUGCGCCGCCUGGGCCUCAUUCGCGGUGUAUGGAGACACUGGAGUUCCCAAAGAUGCUGCUGGAGGUGCAGGAUUCCCUCAGUCAAGCUGAGGUGCAGGAGCUGGUCUUUCUUUGCGCUGACCUGCUCAGGAAAGACCUCAGCACAGUGACCUCAGCCACAGAUCUGUUUCUUCUGCUGCAGAAGGAGGACCUGCUGUCCUCAGAAGACCCUUCUCUGCUCACGGAGCUGCUGAGGAUCAUCAAACGCAAAAAACUUAUCCAAGAGCUGCGCUUGGGUGCACAGCUUUUAAACAGACGCAUCUCCCCUUACAGAGAGCUGUUGUAUGAGUUGGCAGAGAACACCUCAGCUAAUGAUCUAAAGAACAUUAAGUUCUUGUUGAGCGAGACUCUACCUCUGAGAAUACUGGAGAAAGACACGACAUUGCUGCAGUUGUUUCUGGAUUUGGAAAAAGCAGGUCUUUUGGAUGCUGAUAAUCUGGACACUAUAGAAAGAGUUAUUGGCAGCAACCAUCCCCGUUUACAGGCAAGAAUCAAACAGUUUAAAAUGAAGAGUGAUGCUGGCAUCACUGCUCAGGAGACAAAGUGGAAGAAUAAAACUGAAUCUCAGGACUUUUCUGUAACCAAAACGCCAGUUCAGCCUGAAUCCAUACCUCAAAAUGGGGACACAAUGUCUGCUGUACACAAACAAGGUUUGGAGAAUCCAGUGCUGUACCCCCCAUCGUUUUUUUCCCACCCCCAGUCUGCUGAGAUGCCAACUUCACUGUUAUCUUUCUCAGGUGAUAAUGUGGAGGGACAGAUGGCUAACUUGAGUCUCAGUGAGAGUUCUGAUGAAGUGCAAUCACACCAUGUGGAGAUCACCUCAACAGUUGAAGAAAAGAACUGUUCUGGCCCUAACCAACAAAGCACUUUGAAACUGGAGGAAUAUGCUAUGAAAGGAGAUUGGAGAGGAUUCUGCCUGAUUAUCAACAACUAUGACUUCUCAAAGAGUUGCAUAUCAUUAGGCAACAGAGAGGGAACAGACAUAGAUGCAGAAAAUUUAAAGAAUGUGUUCCGUUGGCUGGGAUUUACUCCGGAGGUGGUGCGUGACUGCAGUAGGGCAAGUAUGCUGGAGAUGCUGAAGAAGCUGUGCAGUCGUGACCACAAACAGGCUGACUGUGUGGCAUGCUGUGUGCUGACUCAUGGCUAUGAGGGUGGCGUGUAUGGGGUGGACGGUAAGAAGGUGGCGCUGAGGGAGCUGAUGGAUCCUCUGUAUGGCCAUCAGUGCUUCUCCCUCAGCGACAAGCCCAAACUCUUCUUCAUCCAGGCCUGCCAGGGUUCAAACGAGCAGCAGGUGAUUUUCCUGCAGCCAGACGGCCCUAACGACAGCAUGGAGACAGGCAUCGUCUGUGAUGCUCGCGUGCCCAGAGAGUCCAUACCCUCAGGGGCUGACUUCCUCCUGGCCAUGUCCACGGUGCCAAGCUUUGUCUCAUACAGAGAGAAAACGAGGGGAACUUGGUUCAUACAGUCACUGUGCAAGAACCUGCAACAGCUGGUGCCAAGGGGGGUUGAUCUGCUGUCCAUUCUGACUCAAGUGAACAAUGACGUGAGCAGCAAGGCCGACAAAACUGGACAAAAAAAGCAGAUCCCACAACCAGAAUUUACACUGAGAAAAAGAAUUGUCUUCCCUAGUCCAAGCAGCUCUCCACCCUCUUAAACAUCUUUUAACAGGAAUGUCAUCUAGACUGUUACUCACAGCAAUACACAAGACCUUUGUCAUUUGUACACAACACAAACCUAUACUUUUCUGAAACAUACAUUAGUAGAUAGAUAAGAAUCAUGUAAGUAUCUCCAAAUAUUACAUGUUGCAUACUUAAAACCUUCUUCUGUAUACCUGACACUGUGUGAAUCACAUUUGGGUUUACCGACUUGAAUGUGAAUCUUAAACAGAUAUGAUAUUAAAUGUAUAAAACAUUAAAAGAAAUGACAGGCUUACGGGUAAGUCAUGUAAAAUGACAGGUAUUUUACAAACAAUUUUAAAAUGUUUUUUUUACAAAUAAAUAGUACAUUUUACAAAUAUAUUUUAAUUACCAAAUAAUUCCACUAUUUUCAUAUGGAUCAACUCAUGGACUAUUGUUUCAUGCAUACUGUUUUGUUUUUUCCCUUGGUCAAGUUAUCUAACUUGCUUGUCUUGCAAUAUGUCUCUUUAUUGUCUAUAUCUCCUCAUUUAUUUUCUUUUGGCUCGUUUCUGUUUUUUAUUUUUCUUUGUAGUUGUAAUUCAUACAUUGAUUUACUGUACAUUUUCUUCAUUUCACUAAAGGUUUAUAGCAAAUGAUUUGUGAAAGUAAGACAUUUUCUUGCAUGAUUUAGUUGUUUAGUUGUGUGCAGGCGAUGUUUUAUUGUAGUUUCAGUUAUUUGGAUUAACUUUCACACUCCAAUUUUAAGAUGGAAAAUCAGUCGUUGCAGUGUAAAACACCCUGCAGGAUUCAGUUAGUUCCUGGUUGGAACUAACUGAAUCCUGAAGUACAUUAAUCAUUGCCUGAUCAAUAACUGGUGUCAAUAAAACAUGUUUCAGCAACUGAGAUGUUUUCUUAUUUCUUAUCAGGUACUGCAGUUAUGUUUAUGCUAAAUGCUGUGGGAAGUUAUGAAUGUUUGAAUUAAAUUGUCCAAGCUACAGAUAGCUUUAUUUGUAAGUUGGAACAAAUGCAUUUGCUGCUUUGUAUUAUAAAGUGAUGACUGUGAUUAAAAAUAAAAAAGUGUCUG
Messenger RNA from Colossoma macropomum (tambaqui), 3268 nucleotides. It is a transcript of the gene casp10, whose product is annotated as caspase 10, apoptosis-related cysteine peptidase. The record is from RefSeq and is a predicted model, not a curated record. Bases 453 to 2222 code for a protein of 589 amino acids. Gene Ontology annotation, biological process: proteolysis; negative regulation of extrinsic apoptotic signaling pathway via death domain receptors. Gene Ontology annotation, molecular function: protein binding; cysteine-type endopeptidase activity. Lineage: Eukaryota; Metazoa; Chordata; Actinopteri; Characiformes; Serrasalmidae. The transcript is spliced from 14 exons.